AUGACCCAAGGUACAAGGAACUGUGGGCUGCAUUUCUGGAGUGGCUAUGGGCUCAGUGGCCUGACCAUGAUACCAGUGCUGGGUCCAUAUGCAAGGAAGUGCAAGGCCAUCCAGGACUCGGUACUAAGGAACUUGUGGCCGUUGGAAAUCUGGCGCACUAGUGAUGCACUCAAGGAGCCAUACAAAUUUGAUGUACCACCAAGCUUCAGUGAGCGUCUUGCAGGUGUACGCUUAAAUGACUGUAUCGACAUCAAAGCUGUGUACCGGCGUAGCAAGGAUAACUCCUAUCCAAAUGAUGUGCAUACAUGGUUCAUGUGCAGGAAGUGUGCCGCUGUGCCAGAAAUUGGAUGGUGGGUUGGAAAGGUUGCAAAGGCAUGGCGCCUGCCAUCCUACCGUACUGAUCAAAUUGACGAUGUGGUGCUGGAGGUUUCUGAGUGGUAUGAGCCAUCCUUGCCUCUCCUUGAUGAUUACAUGAAUGUGCCUGUCCUGCGAAUGUCAAAAUCGAACCCUUUUUACUUGGCUAAGGAUGUAGCUCCAGUUCGUGUUACCCUUCAGCAGCACCCUACAAAGCCACGAGCCUACUGCUUAUUGUGCCGAAGCUACAAUGCCAUGAGUGUUGCAGGAUGGGGAGAGCAUGCACCUAUGCCCCUUACCAAGGCGGUUAUUGACCAUGUGAAGUCAUUACAGGGUCGUGUACAACGCUAG
Messenger RNA from Volvox carteri f. nagariensis, 705 nucleotides. RefSeq lists its product as uncharacterized. The record is from RefSeq and is a predicted model, not a curated record. NCBI's taxonomy places the organism in Eukaryota, Viridiplantae, Chlorophyta, Chlorophyceae, Chlamydomonadales, Volvocaceae. The transcript has 3 exons. The coding region runs from base 1 to 705 and encodes 234 amino acids.